This is a messenger RNA of Pseudopipra pipra, 6269 nucleotides long. RefSeq names its product glutamate carboxypeptidase 2-like. Gene Ontology annotation, molecular function: carboxypeptidase activity. Gene Ontology annotation, cellular component: plasma membrane. The record is from RefSeq and is a predicted model, not a curated record. NCBI's taxonomy places the organism in Eukaryota, Metazoa, Chordata, Aves, Passeriformes, Pipridae. The transcript has 18 exons. Bases 16 to 2481 code for a protein of 821 amino acids.
CAUAGGUUGGACUUGAUGAUCUCAGAGGUCUUUUCCAACCUAACGGAUUCUGUGAAAUACGGGCUGGCAGGAUAUGUGAGGAGACUGGCAGAGAUGGGCACGCCUGGACCGACCGGCAGACCUCAGCAAGCGCGCAGCCCAGUGCCCCAUCAGCAGCUCCGGCCGCCGGAGCCCGGGCAGGAUGGCGGGAGGGCCUUGUCCCCGGGCGGGGCGGGGAGAGUGGAGCCCUCCGGGGGUGUGUGCGGGGGCCGGGCGGAGGCAGGAGCCGCGGAGGGCACUGCGGGCGGCGGCGGCGGCGCUGCCGGGGCGGCGUGGACGGGCCGGGCCGGCAGCGAUGUGGACAUCGCUCGGCGCCGUCUCGGAGCCGGCCGGCCCCAGGGCAGCCAGCGGCCGCUUCUGGGCUGCCAUCCUGGGAGCAGCAGCGGGGCUCUUCCUCCUCGGGUUCCUCAUCGCAAUUUUACACAGCUUCCUCACCUAGCAGGAACGAAGGAGAAUAUGCAUCUGGCACAGCAAGUCCAAGCUGAGUGGAAGACGUUUGGUUUGGAUUCUGUUCAGUUAGUUCAUUAUGAUGUCUUACUCUCUUAUCCUGAUGACACUAAGCCCAACUACAUCUCAAUAAUUGAUGAGCAUGGAAAUGAGAUUUUCAACACAUCAUUAUCUGAGCCUCCUCCUCCAGGAUAUGAAGCUGUUAGAGAUGUGGUGCCACCCUACAGUGCGUUUUCAGCCCAAGGAAUGCCUGAGGGUGAGUUAGUGUACGUGAAUUAUGGCCGCACCGAGGACUUCUUUAAGUUAGAACGUGUAAUGGGAAUUAACUGUACAGGAAAGAUUGUUAUUGCCAGAUAUGGGAAGAUCUUCAGAGGAAACAAGGUGAAGAAUGCUGAAUUGGCAGGUGCCAUGGGAAUUAUUCUGUACUCUGACCCGGCUGAUUACUGUGCCCCAGGAGUAGACCCCUAUCCAAAUGGCUGGAAUCUUCCAGGUGGAGGAGCCCAGCGUGGCAAUGUAUUAAACCUGAAUGGGGCAGGGGAUCCUCUGACACCAGGUUAUCCUGCAAAAGAAUACACCUACCGAUUAGACAAAAUCAGUUGUGUAGGUCUCCCAAAAAUUCCAGUUCAUCCUAUUGGCUAUUACGAUGCAGAGUCAUUACUGCGUAAUAUGGGAGGACAUGCACCACCUGAUAGUAGCUGGAAAGGAAAUUUGAAUGUAUCUUACAAUGUUGGUCCUGGUUUCACAACAAGUUAUUCUACAAGAAAGGUGAAAAUGCACAUUCAUAACAACAACGAAGUAAGAAGGAUUUACAAUGUGAUUGGUACUAUCAGAGGCACAGUGGAACCAGACAGAUAUGUCAUCCUGGGAGGCCACCGUGACUCAUGGGUAUUUGGUGGCAUUGAUCCUCAGAGUGGGGCAGCUGUGGUUCAUGAGAUUGUGAGGAGCUUUGGAAAACUGAAAAAGGAAGGAUGGAGACCAAGGAGAACAGUGAUAUUUGCAAGCUGGGAUGCAGAGGAAUUUGGCUUGUUAGGAUCAACAGAGUGGGCUGAGGAAAAUGCCAAAGUAUUGCAAGCACGAGGAGUGGCUUAUAUCAAUGCAGAUUCUUCAGUUGAAGGAAACUACACACUGCGAGUGGAUUGCACACCACUGAUGUACAGUCUGGUGUACAGUCUGACUAAAGAGAUACCAAGUCCUGAUGAGGGUUUUGAAGGAAAAUCUCUUUAUGAGAGCUGGUAUAAAAAAAAUCCAUCAAGAGAAUAUAAAGAGGUCCCCAGAAUAAAUAAACUGGGUUCUGGCAAUGACUUUGAAGUCUUUUUUCAACGUCUUGGCAUCGCUUCAGGCAGAGCACGUUACAGUAAAAAUUGGAACACAGAAAAAUAUAGCAGCUAUCCAGUUUACCACAGUGUCUAUGAAACCUAUGAAAUUGUGGAGCAGUUCUAUGAUCCCACUUUCAAAAAUCAUCUGACAGUAGCUCAGGUACGGGGAGGGCUGGUGUUUGAAUUGGCCAACUCUGUUGUGCUUCCUUUUGACUGCAGAGAUUAUGCAUCAGCUGUGAGCAACUACGCUCACAUCAUCUAUAAUUUGUCAAGGAAUCAUGAAGAUGAACUGGCAACAUACAACGUAUCCUUCGAUGCUCUCUUUUCAGCUGUGAAGAAUUUUACAGAAGUUGCUGCUAGCUUUCAUGAGAGACUGCAACAAACAGAUAUCAAUAACCUACUUGCUGUCAGAUCACUAAAUGAUCAGCUCAUGUUUCUGGAAAGGGCUUUUAUCGAUCCCCUUGGAUUACCUGGAAGGCCGUUUUAUAGACAUGUUAUCUUUGCUCCAAGCAGCCAUAACAAGUAUGCAGGAGAAUCUUUCCCAGGGAUCUAUGAUGCCAUGUUUGAUAUCGAAAACAAAGCUGAUCAACAUGAAGCCUGGGAAGAAGUGAAGAGGCAAAUUUCCAUUGCAGCCUUCACUGUACAGGCAGCAGCAGAAACACUGAAAGAAGUAGCUUAAAUAUCAACAGCAUAAUCAUCAGUGAAGACAAAAUACAGAAUUUUGCAAGAAGUUUUAAAAAUGGAUCAUUGAAAAACACUAGGAGGAUUAUUACAAAGAACACAAAAUAAAAAAAAUCUAGUUCUUUGCAAAUAAUAUACCCAAGUGAAAUACAUUUAGCAAUGUUAACAAGGUAACGUACUCCAUUCCGAGAGCUCAGGAUUUAGAUAUCUUCUGAAGUGAGAGUGAAAAAGUUUCAGGUUUUCUCUCAGCUUUGUAUUUUAAGAAUUGCUAACCACUGGAUUUAUUUUCAGAGCUUUGAAUUUUGCUAGCUUGAUUAUUAUAACAGUCUUCAUAGUGCAUCAGGAAAACAGAAUUAAUUUCAUGUUUCUAUCAGUUUAUAAUUUUGUUGUUGACUUUUUAUUAUUUACCUUGAGAUUGUAUCAUUCUACUCCAAGACAGACAUUUCAGCCCUCCUUUUACACAAAGACUCAUGUAUGAAAAUGGGAAAACUGUGACAUACCAUUUGCGGGAUGUAUAACGAUCAUAACAAGUUUUGGGCAGCCAGCCCAGAAUACUCAUCCAUGACAUUCUUCUUCUCACAUGCUGAACCUUGAAGCUGUUUGCAAAUAAAUUUAAGCAAGAAGCUUUCUAGUCACUGGAGUAAAAACAAGGCAGACAUAUAGUCAUCUUACAAAAUGUCUUUUGAGAAGACGACCUUCUUUUAUCCAAAAUCUACCUUUGCUAUGCCUUGUCCAUAUAAAGUUGUUUUUUAUAUGAAGACAAUUAGAAGCAAAAAAAAAUUCAUCAUGUCCUUAGUUUGAAAGGAUACAAAAUUAUUGCCAUUUUGUAAAGUCUCUAUUUCUGAUUUUGGUGUGCUACUUACUCUUAUGAUGGACUGCUUGAAAGAUCACAGUGAGGCAACUGAGAUCAGAUAGAGAAGACUCAGAAAAUCAAAUCCCUUCAUCCGACAUUCUGCCCUGGAGAAUUAUUAACCUCUUGCUCAGCUAAUAUUUUGUGUGAUAAAAACAUUCUACUCCCUAAAUAAUUUCUUGCUGUCAGUCUUCUAUGGAGUCUAGAUAUAGCCACUGGAGCUCCAUUCGUCAAAGGCUAUUCAAGGCAAAAAUAUUUGGUGUCAUAACUGCACAGCAAAUGCCAAAGCCUAUGUAGCUAAUUACUGAAGCUACCUGAUUUUUAGUCAGCUAUGCAAGCCAUAUGUCAAAAUAUAUGCAUGGUUGCAUAUGCAGCUGUCCUUUUCCUAUGUAUGUCACUAGGAUUAUGACUUCUAAGCAGAAAGCAUAAAAUGAAAGAGUAGUUACAUAUGCACUGAGAAAUGUAAUUUCACAUGACUCAGUUACUAGGAUAAUACAAAGAAGUAAGGGUCAUAUUUCACAUUUAUGAACAAAAUCAGACCAACUGACAUUUGUCGACAAAUAGAGACAUCUAGUUCCUGCCAGACAAGUGAAGAACAAUGGUUAAAUAAAUAAUAUGCAUUCAAAGCAGACAAGUGGAGAAUAAUGGUUAAAUAAUAAGUAAUAUGCAUUAAAAGCAGUGUUAAUAAGUUCUUGCAAACUUUUUAGCUGCACUUUGAUUCUUGGAGCUCAAAAAAACCAUCUGAACUAGCCAUAUGAGCAUGGAAGUGUAUGCUUUGAAGGAGUUUAGUAAGGACAGGCCAGAUACAGGAAUAGCUCCUUUUUAAGCCAAUGUAUUUUUUGUUAGAUCUGCCAAGAUAUCUCAGGGGCAUAGCUGUUACCUAACUCGAUCCCUGAGUGUGAGAUCAAUUAAAUUAAAGAAUCUGGAAGAAGUGAAGUGAAAAAGGAGCAGUGUUUUUUUUUAAGAAAGUAUUGCUAUCAUAUGAUCACAAAUUGGAUACUGUUCAGGUUUUCCAAAUAACUCCAUACAAUGAUCAUCCUGUGCACUAAGUAUGUAAAUCAAAUGAAAUUAAAACAUACUCAUGUGUGUAAAAGGGAGAAAUUAUACCUGUAUUAAAAUGAAUCCUUGCUUUCAUGAAACCAGCAAUGUCAAUGUUACUUUGGCUGGUAAGUCUGUUGAUCUCACUGAAUGAUUUCUGAAUUCCUCUAGACGAAAGAGUCAAAGUUUGCAAUCUGGACUUGUCAGCUGCCAGCAAUGUAAAUUUUAUUUUAGCUGGAAUCUGAUAAUGGACUCAUGAAGUUCAAGAUAACAAAGACUCUGACUCAAAGCAUCAACAUCUACUGCCAUUUUAAACUGAUAGGAAGACUGCAGAGGCCGUGAGAGAGUUCAGGGGUCUGUGCAACUGGCAGAGUCAGAAGGAAACUACUGAUUUGAAAUAGCAGUUGAGCAUUCCCCUGUUGCCAUUUUUCCUGCCAGGGCUGCCUUUCCCACAAACCAGGGCCCUUUGAAUUCUCAAGCCACAAGUUCAACCUUUAGUCAAACAAUAGGUCAGGCAACGCAAUCAAGUAGCACGUCUUUCUUGCUGCAAAUGUUAAGCUUUAGGGCACAGUUGCUGAGCAGCUACAACCUACAGUUUACAAGCCCUGGCAUUUUUCCUGUGUGUUCUGUGUUUUUAUGCAGUAUUACUGGCUUUAGUAAUUGGCUGCAUAGCAUAAUUAUGUAUUCAACACACACAUGCAUGGUAGUUUUGCAUCUGGCAUGUGUAUCCUUGCCAUUCUUUGAGCUUUUCUAUUUUACUAGGGAUUUAUAUAUUUUGACUAAGUAGAACACGUGUAGCUACCUGCAAGUUCUGAUAGCUUCAGCUGAACGUGAGGCUUGUUUUCACUCAGUGUGAGCAAAAAGUUAGGGAAGACUCCAUUGUAACUGCUGGGAUCAGUCGAUGUGCGAACCUAUUUUCUCUGCCUAUUGGGUAAGAACCACACUCUAUGUGCACUGAAUACUUUUAUUUGGGAUUAAGCCUUGUCUGUGUAUUGCUUUGAAUACAUUCUUGCACUCAGAUAAUAUCACCGUCAGUCUUCGAACCAUAACCUGUCACAAUUUUGUAUUAAUAAAGAGCGUAAUUCCGUAACCCAUCAGCGUGAGUCCUUCACGGGUGCUGGCAGCUGCCAGCAGUGGGUAACACACUUGAAUAAGGUGGGAAGACCUGCUGAGGAGUCUCCCUUAUGCUGUUGGUGUAUUUCCCUGAAUAAGUCAGUCAAACUGCCCUCCAAUCCAGCAGGACUGUUCAGUGAAGGGGCCCCAUGAUGGGAUGCUGACAGACUAGUUGAGCACAAGGGUCUCAGCUUUCCUGGGGAACUGACAGACGAAUAAAACACUGAGAGUCAAGGAAAACUCCCCACAGCAAGGGACAAGGAAAUCUCCCCUUUUCACAUGACAGUCAUAUAUGGCAACUCUGGCAUAGAGGAGUUGUGAGUGAAAGUUAAGUUAAAAAAAUGGAUGCAGUGGGGGAGAUGUUGUUUUAAUUUUUAUCUUUGUUUCUCACUAUCCAAGUCUAUUUUAAUUUGUAGUAAAUGAAAUUAUUUAUCCCUAAAUGGAAUCUGGUUUGCUUAUAAUGGUAAUUGACAAGCAAUGUCCUUGUCUUUAUUUCAACCCAUAACCUUUGUCAUCUUAUGUCCUGUCCCUGUCCUUUGUGGAGGGUAUGUGGUUGAAGACAGAUUUACACUGUAUGUUAUAUUGCAUUUAAUUGUAACAUAAUAUACUCCACCUGUGGCCAAUCCAUGGCAUGUAAGAACAUAUCACAACUAAUAACUAAUAUUAGGACUGUAUUUUAAGUGGUAGGAGCCACCUUGUUGCUGCUGUUAUUCAACCUCAGCAUUGCUAAUGCCCUUGUCACUUUAAAAAGAUGUAGGCAUAGAAAUAAAUACAUUUCAAACAUU